UCUUAGAUAUACAUUCAGAAAGCGCAAACAAAUAAAAACGAAGAAGUAGUCUUGUGUUGGGUUACGACUGUUGUAUCACUUAAAAAUUCAGUGAAAUUCUCUUUCGGUGGAUUGUCUAUUUUAUUAUCAAGUUAUGUCUGGACAUUUUAUCAACGUUUAAGGUGUAAGUUUAACAGAUGUGGAUAUUUUACUUUGUAAUGUACUAACCUAUAUUUACUACUGUCUAUUGAAUAUUCGCUUGUGUUAUUCACACCAUCUUGAUAUUUAUAAAGAAUACAAUUUGACUGCUAUUUCUGUGCUGAACAACGACAAAAACAGCGCUAAUUUAUCGUCUUUUUCCGUUCCUUAACUGCAGUGAAAUUUUAAGUCCAAUUUUCAGAACAAUCCACCGUUUGUUGUUCCCCUGAUAUAUUUCCACACCUUCAAACACAUUCAGAUCAAUCAUGGACUACACAGAUGCACAACGUGUUGAAGGUAUUUUUUUUAAUGAGAAGGAUCCCAAUUCACAACCUAAAGAUGUUGAAAUGGUGUCUGUUGAGGAAUGUAGCGAAUCUGUAAAUACCAGAUAUGACAUGGAUCACAAAAAAGAGAAUCUGGCUUUAAUAAUAAAUAACGAAACCUUUGACGAAUCGACUGAAAUGUCUAAACGACAAGGAUCCGACAGAGAUGCAUCAGCAAUUAAAAAGGCUUUGGAGUCAUUGCAUUUUAAGGUGAUCGACCGCAGGAAUUUAUCAGUGAAAGCGAUGACGCAAAUCUUCACGGAUAUAUCCACGAUGGACCAUACGAAGCAUAACUGCUUCAUUUGUGUUUUAUUAACUCACGGCGAAGACGAUAACCAGGUUUAUGGCACUGAUAGAAAAGUAAAUCUUAACGAGUUAGUGCAGAUGUUGCUUCCUGAUAGAUGCCCAGGUUUAAUAGGUAAGCCAAAACUAUUCUUCAUACAAGCUUGUCGGGGAACAAAACUGGACAGAGGUGCAGUUAUGCACGAUGCCGAUGCUUUUGUAAGAGGGAAAUAUCAAAAUGUCACAUCUCACAAAGUACCACUUUGGGCAGACGUUCUUCUAGCUUAUUCCACUGUCCCUGGAUUUUACGCCUGGAGAAAUUCCACUAAUGGAUCGUGGUUUAUUCAAUCGUUGGCUCACAUUUUGGAAAAAGACGGAGACCAACUUGAACUGCAACGAUUAUUGCUUUUGGUAAAUCGCAAUGUUGCUUAUGAAUAUGAGUCUAAUUCCAGCCAUUCGUCUAUGAAUAAAAUGAAACAAGUUCCUUCCAUAGUGAGCAUGUUAACAAAAGAACUACACUUUUACAAGUAAAAUUUUCAUUUUUCAAUCGUUUUCCCCUCUCUCCUACAUGCUGUUGGUGAUCUUUUUCCUUCUCUGAAUUUUUCCGUUUUACUUUCUGACGAAAGUGUUACGCUUGAAACGUCAAAAGCCCUUUUUUUUUUUUUUUUUACCGAUCAUCAAAUACAUUUCCUGUGCUCGUCCGCAUGUUUGUUAUUGAUAUUUUUAUUGCUUGACUGUUUGAUUUGACUACGUCUGUGUGUGUCUGUCCUUGAAAUUUCUACUCCAUUUUCUAUUCUGUCAUGAGAACAUGUUAUUUCGUUUCAUUAUAAAAUUUUUUAUAUACUUUAAAUUUCUUUCAAAACUGUAUGACAGUGAGUAAUGUAUAUGGUCCUUUCUGAACUUGUUACCAUCCCCCUGUUGAGCAAUGAAGACUGGUUCUAAACAUGAAUAUACAAAGUUCAAGUACAACAGAAAAAAGUAGUACAGCGUAUCACACACCCGGAUCAGAGACUUACAUUCUGCGUUAUAAGAUUUACUAAGAAAAAUUCCUUUCCUAAUUUUUUUGCUCUUCACUAACAUUUUCGUUGAAAUAAUUAAAAUAUUGUAAAAGUGAUAACAUUAAUAAAUUGGUUUUAUUUCUUAAUAUUAAUGGCAAAACUAUUAUUUUCGUGUUUAAUUGAUAUCUAGUGGACUUAUAAUAAAAUACAUUGGAACCAUCAA
This is a messenger RNA of Octopus sinensis (East Asian common octopus), 2003 nucleotides long. Its product is annotated as caspase-3-like. The record is from RefSeq and is a predicted model, not a curated record. Gene Ontology annotation, biological process: apoptotic process; proteolysis. Bases 444 to 1313 code for a protein of 289 amino acids. The transcript is spliced from 3 exons. Gene Ontology annotation, cellular component: cytoplasm. NCBI's taxonomy places the organism in Eukaryota, Metazoa, Mollusca, Cephalopoda, Octopoda, Octopodidae.